GGCAGCGACACACACGCAGUAGCCAGUAACAGCUGCGCGUCGUCUGCCGACGGUCACACGACGCUUGCGGUCACACAUUUUCGCCUCCGCCGCCGUUGUCAUGUCGUUUGUGUACGCGUUCCGUACGAUGGACGUGGUGCUGCUUGUCGCGUGUUCCUGUACGUUUUUCGGCGAGUUUCACACGACGUCCGCCGCCGUGCCGUAUCAAGACGAUGCAAAAGAGCUUAUAAUCAAUCAGUUGGCACAAAUUAUCAAGGAUCAAAACUAUAGGAUGCGGAAUAAUCUCCAGGACCCGUAUCCGAUCCCCCUCGAUCAGAUAGACGAUGAUAAACGGGCGUUCACAUACGACCUGGCAUCACAUCUACCUGAAAUAAACACUGGCAAUCAAGAAAUACCAUUCGCCGUAUUGCCCAAUGACCGUCGUUACUAUCAACCAGGUAGUUGGUGGUGGUCAGCUUUCGAUGUAUACAAUUUUUCAACAAAUAAUAAUAAUUUGUUCGAUUGCUGUUUUCCAGCUAAAGCCGCUGGCGUCGGUCUAGCUGUUCUGGUCGUCUUGCUCAUAUCAUCCAUAGCAUGCUAUAGAAUGCAAAAAAAUAACAAGGCGACGGCGGAUAUAGAGUACCCAGCGUACGGUAUCACUGGACCCAACAAAGAUAUGUCACCCACUGGCGACCGCCGCUUGGCACAGUCCGCCCAAAUGUAUCAUUAUCAACACCAGAAACAACAGAUCAUCGCUAUGGAAACGAACAGUUCGGUCAAGGAAAGUCGAUGCGGUUCAGUUAGCGAUCCRGACAGCGACGAUGACAACGAGGAAGGCGAUUACACAGUUUACGAAUGUCCGGGAUUAGCACCUGCUGGAGAAAUGGAAGUGAAAAAUCCGCUGUUCUUGGAUGACAACACGCCGGCGUCUCCCAAUGCUGUUAUAACUAGUAAAGACAAUAUUCCGGGAAAUGGUGUCAUACCAACUGCACCCGUCCCAUAAGAGAUUACUAAUCACCCAUCAUUCUAUAAAACAUUCGUCUAUAGAUCCAAAAUCAAAAUGUCAAUAACAUUAUUUUAUUUAUUUAUUUUUAAUUUUAAUACUAUACUAUAAUAAUUAUUACCUAAUUAUUUAAA
Diuraphis noxia (Russian wheat aphid) is the source of this 1116-nucleotide messenger RNA. RefSeq lists its product as uncharacterized. Gene Ontology annotation, cellular component: membrane. Lineage: Eukaryota; Metazoa; Arthropoda; Insecta; Hemiptera; Aphididae. The record is from RefSeq and is a predicted model, not a curated record.